UAAUUAUAGUGUCUUCUGGGCCUUCUCAGGGUAUGUAGUUGGGUAGUAGGUUGCAGAGGAUAAAUCCACUUCAAUAUUCCUGUCUCCUUAAACCUUUGGAUUUUCUCUUCCACAUAAUGCCAGUGGAGCUCUAGUAUUUCAGCCUCAUUAAACCUCAUUUAAUAUUCAUUGGCAGUGUUAGACUAAUUUUGAUUUACAUUUCCUUAAUGAUUACAGCUAUAUUGUUGAGUGUAAGUUUCAGUCAACAAGUAGGCUAUUAGAGCCAUCUCCAACUGCACAAGUUAUCAUAGAAUCUGUGGUAAGCUCACUCAUAUUGAUGAAUUCUAAUCUCCUUGGUUUAAUACCCUUAGCAUCGAUUUUCACACAUAUUCCUCAGGUUUUUUCCUUUAUAUAUUAACAGAAUUUUGGCAUUUUUUUAGUGCUUAAGCUAUUUUCUCUUGAGUCAUGAAUACGUAUAUCUGUUCCUCUAGAACGUGCUGAGAUUUGAACCUAGUUAUGGGUGUAGUGUCAACAGGGUUGGUUGUAGUUGGUCUUGAGGAGAAUGAGCAUCCUCUUCCAAGUCAUUUGCAGAACGUAACAAUAUCACAGGAUUUUCAGCAAAGGAAAGCUGCUCUCUAUAUACAGAAGAGUAAGUUAGUGCCACUGGAGGUAUGAAGUUGUUUUUUUCAUUCUGAUUCGACCACAUGUCUAAGUUUCAGGGUUCCAUUUUUUUUCCCCUAGUCAUUGCUCUUACUUUCACAUGAGAAACUUAGGCUAUGAAUUCACCUGUUAUAAUUCAGCUACUUGCAGAAUCAAAUUUUGCAUUUGAUUUUUAGCAAUAUGAAUCUGAGGUUAUAAGAAUAAAGAGGUGUUGAGAUUUUUUAAAUGUAUAUUUUUGAGAGAGAGAGCGUGCACGUGCGUGUGAGCAGGGGAGGAGCAGAGAGAGAAGGAGACAGAGGAUCCAAAGCAGGGUCAGUGUUGAUAGUAGAGGGCCUGAUGUGGGGCUCAAAGUCACUAAUCUCGAGAUCAUGACCUGAGUCAAAGUCAGAUGCUCAAACAACUGAGCCAAUUAGGCGCUCCUGAGAUUUCUUUAAUACUGUCAUGACAGUACUGUUUUUCAGACUGUGAUUUAAUCUGACAGUUAACGGACUUGAACUUAUUUUUUGUGUACCUGUUCAAGAGCAUUUAGAGAAUCCAUCUCAUAUAGCAGACCUUGUAGUCAUCUGUACUGCCUUAACAGUUCAGUACAAUAGCCAUUUGGGGUCCUAAGGCACUUGCUUCUGUUGGCACCUCAUCACAGUCAACCACAGUUGAUAGCUUGAUUAACUGUGAUGCCACUGCAUGCUGGGGGUUAUUAGCAUCCUAUUUCCUGUUUGAGGCAGAGGCCACAACCAAGCCAAUCUUCAAAUCCCAUCUUUGUAGGUAUGUUUACUGUGACCAUUGCAGUACCAACUCAGAAACCACACAUUAAUUUGAACAGGGAAGUUUAAUAUAAAGAAUUACUAACCAAAAAAAAAAAAAAAAAAUUAUUAACCAGUAACAGAGAGUUAACCCUAGAGGGCAAAGAGAACUGUGAAGUAUACACAAUAGAAUGAGCAACCACUACCUCUAGGGCUGGGGCAUGGUAGCAAGGAUGGAUGGAACAAAUCUGGAAGAUGCCGAAUUUUCCAGUUUGAAGGCUGAGACUUUCAGAUCUUGUUGGAAAGGGUGUGUUACACUGGAUGCUGGAGAAGUGUGAAGUGCUGCAAAUUUUCAUUAUCAAGCAAGAAACCCCCUUUUGGGGGACUGAGAAAAGUUACUAGGAAGCCCCUUUCUCAAUCUAAGAAGCCAGCUGGAACAUGGCAUAAUUCUUUGGGAAGUGUUUGGCCCAUAAGAGUGCUGCAGAAACUUGCUGCACAGCUGUCAGUGCAGGGUGCUGACAAAACUUGCCGGGAAACUACUCAUGGGGUUGCAUAUGUGUCGCUGAGACUUGAUGGGAAGUUGGAGCUUGGGGAGAGGGCUGUUGGGUGUUUUGCAUACCAUUGUUCUCCACUGGAACCAGCAGGUUAGAGCACACUAAUUGGAAGAGAACCUACUUCUGUCUGGAGUCUUCCUCGAGUGCCAUCUGCUGAGAAGGUUAACAUUUUGCCAGCUGGCAGAGAAGAAAUGUUUACAGUUUGAGCAGAAAACUGGUGCAGUUUUUGAUGAAAUUGUAGAGAACUGUGGUGGUAUCAUGGAUACAGAAAUGUCUGAAGAUAUAGACCACAACUUAACUCCUACUCUUGACAGCAUGCCUUAUGGAAUGCCGAAUCAAACAGGAUCUGAAAAUUCAUUGCUGGAUGAAGAUGAUUAUUUUUUGAACUCUGGGGAUCUUGCAGGAAUUCCAGUCGUUGGUAGUGACAAUGAGGAUGAACAGGAUUUUAGUUCAAAGGACAAUCUUGUUUCUUCAAUUCAUACUGAUGAUAGCUUGGAAGUAGAGAGAAGAGUCACACAGCAUGAAUCAGACAAUGAAAAUGAAAUACAGAUUCAAAAUAAAUUAAAAAAAGACUUUCCUAAACAGUUUGAUCAGGUUUCUGUCUUUAAAUCAAUACGGAAAGAUUUUAGUCUAGUAAGAGAAAACAGCAAAGAGACAUUUUCUGGAAAGGAGAAAAAUAGAGACCUAACUUAUCAUGAACGUGAAAAACGAUUGGAUAAACCCCAUAAAGAGUUGGAUUCAAGGUUGAAAAGCAGUUUUUUUGAUAAAGCAGCUAAUCAAGUUGAAGAAACAUUACAUACCCAUUUACCACAAACCCCAGAAACAAACUUUAGGGAUUCCAGCUAUCCAUUUGCCAAUAAAGAAUCCAUUGGUUCGGAACUGGGGAAUUCCUUUGCAUCAAAUAUUAGAAUUAAAGAAGAACCUUUGGAUGAUGAGUAUGACAAAGCAAUGGCACCACAGCAGGGACUACUAGACAAAAUUAAAGAUGAACCUGACAAUGCUCAAUACAUGUUAAAGAAAUUAGAAGAAAUAAUGGAAAAGGGGAGACAAAAUUGUCAUCGUUUACUGGAGUAUAGUCAUGGCCAACAGCAAAAAGCUCAAGAAGGGGAACUGAAAAUUAGUGCUGUGUUUUCAGUCAGUGGCAGUCCUCUUGCUCCACAGUUGACUACUGGCUUUCAGCCUUCACUGGCGUCAUCUGGCAUGAAUAAAAUGCUUCCUUCAGUUCCAGCCACAGCUGUUCGAGUUUCCUGUUCUGGUUGUAAAAAAAUCCUCCAGAAGGGGCAAACUGCUUACCAGAGGAAGGGGUCGACUCAGCUCUUCUGUUCUACACUGUGCCUCACUGGAUAUACAGUUCCACCUGCCCGCCCACCACCUCCUCCCACCAAGAAAACUUGUUCAAGUUGCUCAAAAGACAUUUUAAAUCCAAAGGAUGUGAUCAGUGCCCAGUUUGAAAAUACCACAGCUAGUAAAGAUUUUUGCAGUCAGUCAUGUCUGUCAACAUACGAACUGAAAAGGAAACCUGUUGUCACCAUAAAUACGAAUAGCAUUUCAACCAAAUGCAGCAUGUGUCAGAAGAAUGCUGUUAUUCGACAUGAAGUUAAUUACCAGAAUGUGGUACAUAAACUUUGCAGUGAUGCCUGCUUCUCUAAGUUUCGCUCUGCCAACAACCUCACCAUGAACUGUUGUGAGAACUGUGGGGGCUACUGCUACAGUGGCUCUGGGCAGUGCCACGUGCUUCAGAUAGAGGGCCAGUCUAAGAAGUUCUGUAGUUCAGCAUGUGUCACGGCGUAUAAGCAGAAAUCAGCCAAAAUUACACCAUGUGCGCUUUGCAAAUCAUUGAGAUCCUCAGCAGAAAUGAUUGAAAAUACCAAUAGCUUGGGAAAGACAGAGCUUUUCUGUUCUGUUAAUUGCUUAUCUGCUUACAGAGUUAAAAUGGUUACUUCUGCAGGUGUACAAGUUCAAUGUAACAGUUGUAAAACCUCAGCAAUCCCUCAGUAUCACCUAGCCAUGUCAGAUGGAAGUAUACGCAACUUCUGCAGCUACAGUUGUGUGGUAGCUUUCCAGAAUUUGUUCAACAAACCAACAGGAAUGAAUUCUUCAGUAGUGCCCUUGUCUCAGGGCCAGGUAAUUGUAAGCAUUCCCACAGGUUCAACAGUGUCAGCAGGUGGGAGUAAUACCUCUGCUGUCUCCCCCACCUCCAUCAGUAGCUCUGCUGCAGCUGGCCUCCAGCGUCUUGCUGCCCAAUCCCAGCACGUUGGGUUUGCACGAAGUGUUGUAAAACUCAAGUGUCAGCACUGUAACCGUCUUUUUGCCACAAAGCCAGAACUUCUUGACUAUAAGGGUAAAAUGUUUCAGUUCUGUGGCAAGAAUUGUUCUGAUGAAUAUAAGAAAAUAAAUAAUGUAAUGGCAAUGUGUGAAUAUUGUAAAAUUGAGAAAAUUGUAAAGGAGACUGUGCGAUUCUCAGGUGCUGACAAGUCAUUCUGUAGUGAAGGUUGCAAAUUGCUUUAUAAACAUGACUUGGCGAAACGCUGGGGAAAUCACUGUAAAAUGUGCAGUUAUUGUUUACAGACAUCUCCCAAAUUGGUACAGAAUAAUUUGGGGGGGAAAGUAGAAGAGUUCUGUUGUGAAGAAUGCAUGUCCAAAUAUACAGUUCUAUUCUAUCAGAUGGCCAAAUGUGAUGGUUGUAAGCGACAGGGUAAACUCAGUGAGUCCUUGAAAUGGCGAGGAGAAAUGAAACAUUUCUGUAACCUGCUUUGUAUCUUGAUGUUCUGUAAUCAGCAAAGUAUGUGUGACCCACCUUCACAAAACAAUGCAGCAAGUAUUUCCAUGGUGCCAGCUGCUUCAGCAGGGCCCCCAUCUCUAAGAAAAGAUUCAACUCCAGUUAUAGCCAAUGUGGUAUCAUUAGCCAGUGCUCCUGCUGCUCAGCCCACAGUGAAUUCUAACAGUGUCUUACAAGGUGCAGUUCCAACAGUAACAGCGAAAAUCAUUGGGGAUGCAAGUACACAAACAGAUGCUCUGAAACUGCCACCUUCCCAGCCCCCAAGACUUUUGAAGAAUAAAGCUUUAUUAUGUAAACCUAUCACACAGACUAAAGCCACUUCUUGCAAACCACAUACCCAAAACAAAGAAUGCCAGACAGAAGACACUCCAAGUCAGCCCCAGAUCAUUGUGGUGCCAGUUCCCGUACCAGUGUUUGUGCCCAUACCUCUUCAUCUUUAUACUCAGUAUGCACCAGUCCCGUUUGGAAUUCCAGUUCCCAUGCCUGUCCCUAUGCUUAUUCCAUCCUCAAUGGAUAAUGAAGAUAAAGUCACUGAAAGUAUUGAAGACAUUAAGGAGAAGCUUCCUUCACAUCCAUUUGAAGCUGAUCUCCUUGAGAUGGCAGAAAUGAUUGCAGAAGAUGAAGAGAAGGAGAAGACUCUAUCCCAGGGAGGAUCCCAAACUUCUGAACAGGAGCUCUUUUUAGAUACCAAGAUUUUUGAAAAAGACCAAGGAAGUACAUACAGUGGUGAUCUUGAAUCAGAGGCAGUAUCUACGCCACAUAGCUGGGAGGAAGAGUUGAAUCAUUAUGCCUUAAAGUCAAAUGCUGUGCAAGAGGCAGAUUCAGAAUUGAAGCAGUUCUCAAAAGGGGAAACUGAGCAGGAUCUGGAAGCAGAUUUUCCAUCAGAAUCCUUUGACCCACUGAAUAAAGGACAGGGAAUCCAGGCACGUUCCCGAACAAGACGACGGCACAGAGAUGGCUUCCCUCAGCCCAGACGAAGAGGACGGAAGAAGUCUAUAGUGGCUGUGGAGCCCAGAAGUCUUAUUCAAGGAGCCUUUCAGGGGUGCUCAGUGUCUGGGAUGACACUGAAAUACAUGUACGGGGUAAAUGCCUGGAAGAACUGGGUUCAGUGGAAAAAUGCCAAGGAAGAUCAGGGGGAUCUGAAAUGUGGCGGUGUUGAACAUGCUGCAUCUAGCCCAUGUUCUGACCCUUUAGGAAGUGCUCAAGACCAUGUACUCUCUCAAGAAUCCUCAGAGCCAGGCUGUAGAGUCCGUUCUAUCAAGCUGAAGGAAGAUAUUCUGUCCUGCACUUUUGCUGAGUUGAGUUUGGGUUUAUGCCAGUUUAUCCAAGAGGUGCGGAGACCAAAUGGUGAAAAAUAUGAUCCAGACAGUAUCUUAUACUUGUGCCUUGGAAUUCAGCAGUACCUGUUUGAAAAUGGUAGAAUAGAUAAUAUUUUUACUGAGCCCUAUUCCAGAUUUAUGAUUGAACUUACCAAACUCUUGAAAAUAUGGGAACCUACAAUACUUCCUAAUGGUUACAUGUUUUCUCGCAUUGAAGAAGAGCAUUUGUGGGAAUGCAAACAGCUGGGCGCUUACUCACCAAUUGUCCUCUUGAACACCCUCCUUUUCUUCAAUACCAAAUACUUUCAACUCAAGAAUGUUACUGAGCACUUGAAGCUUUCCUUUGCCCAUGUGAUGAGACGGACCAGGACUCUGAAGUACAGCACCAAGAUGACAUAUCUGAGGUUCUUCCCACCUUUACAAAAGCAGGAGUCAGAACCAGAUAAACUGGCUAUUGGCAAGAGGAAACGAAAUGAAGAUGACGAGGUCCCAGUGGGUGUGGAGAUGGCAGAGAAUACUGACAAUCCACUAAGAUGCCCAGUCCGACUUUAUGAGUUUUACCUGUCAAAAUGUUCUGAAAGUGUGAAGCAGAGGAAUGACGUGUUUUACCUGCAACCUGAGCGCUCCUGUGUUCCGAACAGCCCCAUGUGGUACUCCACAUUCCCAAUAGACCCUGGGACCCUGGACACCAUGUUAACACGUAUUCUCAUGGUGAGGGAGGUACACGAAGAACUUGCCAAAGCCAAAUCAGAAGACUCUGAUGUUGAGUUAUCAGAUUAAAGUGGACGUGGGGUUCCUAUUUUCAUACACGUGGGUAUGCACCAAACUGUGAAUGCAUCCAGCUUUGGAAAACGAUGUACAAGUACAAGUCCUCUUGACUUGAUUACAAGAUAAUGGAAAACAGAUGACUCGUGAACCACAGUGUGGAUGUACAAAUGAAAAUUGAAGGAAAGAAUAUGAACCAAGAAAUGUUGUUCUUUGGCAGUGAUAUAGUUCUUAGACAUCUUCAGAAUGACUAACCAAUUUCUCUGAGUGGUGCAUAAUCUUAUUUUGUUUGGGAAUAACAAAUUGUGGAAUAUUUUUAAGGAAAACUGUUGUAUAAAACUCUACCAUAGUAACCUUAGACCUUAGAGAGGUAGCUUUGGAGUAAGACCUUGGCUGCAGUAGGCUACUUAGGCAAGCCCUAUGUGCACGUCAGGGGAGACGUCAGUGCAGAGCUAAGAGUGACAUCAGAUGAGGACCGUGGGACCCAGACUUGAAGACCCAAUAAAAAUACUCAACUUUUUUUUUAAAAGGUAGAGAGUGAAGUGGUCUUGAUUUUGAUUUUCACUGCCAAGCCAAUUCUGUGAAGGAUAGAAGCCUCUGGUGCUUUUGCCAUAGGCCCCUCACAUCAGGGAAAAAGGCCUUCACUGCUGUUCACAGAGUAAUAUGUCCCUUUCACUUUCUGGGUCUAGCCUUCUCAGCUGUGGGUCUGGCUGUGGGUAAAUUGAGGUAAAGGGGCUGAUACUCCACAAACUGAUUAUGCACACAGAAAAUCUGUGGAGCCCAUUAGACCCCAAGUGUCUUGAAAUGUUUGUAGAAAACCCACUAAAAUGCCCACUUCUCUGGGUGUCAGCCUUUAUUGCUGCUGUCUCAUAGCAUGAGCUGUGGUACACAGAAAUGGGGGUUCUCCUUUUGUUUUCAUUUUAUCCCAAAAUGGCAGCUUUUCUCCCAUUGUUUUAUCUUCCUAUUUCCCAAAUCUUCUUAUUUGUCUUUUGCACCAGUUUCUGGAGGCCCUUGUCAUUUCAAAAAGAAAAGUCUCUCUCACUCUGGCAAACCUGUGGAUGAUUCCACAAGGACACAGUAUUACUUAGUUAUCAGAAUUAUGGUAGAAAAGGUCCUAGUACGUUCCUAUAAAGCAUUUGGAAGAUGACCUUGUUGUCCUAAGAAACUUGAAAAUAGGGAUUCUGGGGUCAGGAUACAAAGACAUGGACUGUCUUGCAUAUCCACAGCAGGGCUUCUAGCAUUAUUCCAAACUCUAGCUGUUUUACUAGUUCUAUGAGGACUGCAAGUCAUAGGUGUGUUUGGCAUAUCAGUCCAUCUCCCUCAUCUCCAUUCGCAGUUUCUUCCCCCCCAAAUUUUGACUCAAAGCUUUUCUGAUGUUGGCCAGUCACAGAAUUUCUUUAGCUGAGGUUAAUUUGACCCUGUAAUGGAAAUGAGAAGAGUCCAAAAACCCUCUUAGUAAUUUUAACCUUGGAAAACUUUUCAAUCUGUCCCAUUUUUUUAGAUGGGCGUAGCAGGUGUUUUGGUUUUUUAAAAUAAAUGGAAGUCAUUUAAGUAAAAUAAAAAUUUUAAAGUAGGCCUCUUGGCGUUGUGUACUUGAUGGUUCUGUCCCUCUGCCUGUAACAAAUUUCAUUUUGGUUACCAGGAACUGUGUGAAAGAAGUAAAUCUGCCCCAAUUCUGUAUGAUUAAUUCCAUCUGUGUUUGUCAUUUCUGACUGGAAAACUUCUUACUUCCAGAUCUUGUUUGAUAUGGAGGAAAAACAACUGGAUUGUCUGAUAAGUCUGCCAAUAAACUAUCCAGAAACAUCAGGUGUAAUAGCCCCCACUAUACAAAUUUUAUGGUUUGUAUAAACACUAACAUUUCCCCUUCUGUAGUUGUAUCAAGAACAAAUAUUGUUGGCAUAGUAGAUACAUUGUUAUAAAACACCAGAGAGAAAAAGAAAUCUGUAUCUUUUAACUGAGAACAGCCAAUACCCAGGUAAAUGACUGUAUCAGGACUUCAAUUGCAUGUUAGUCCGCAGAGUUGUCCAGAUCCUAAAUUCGUAAAAGAAAAUUUUGAUUAAUUAUUGGUCAUUCUUCAUAAGCGUAGCUGUUGAUAUGUGUGUCAGACUAUUUGCUUUUUAAAAUUUUAUUAAAAUUAUGUAAAAUUGCAUUUUUAUUUCCAGGGGAGAAAACAUCAUACAAACGAGAGAAACAUCUAAAUUAUCCUUUCCGUUCUUUUUUGUUUUUUAACCACUUUGGGUUUUCCCCUUGCAGAAACCACAGAAAUAUUCCCUUAGAAUAAAAUAGUAUAUUUGUAUUUGA
Messenger RNA from Acinonyx jubatus (cheetah), 9097 nucleotides. It is a transcript of the gene ZMYM4, whose product is annotated as zinc finger MYM-type containing 4. Bases 2192 to 6811 code for a protein of 1539 amino acids. NCBI's taxonomy places the organism in Eukaryota, Metazoa, Chordata, Mammalia, Carnivora, Felidae. Gene Ontology annotation, molecular function: zinc ion binding. The record is from RefSeq and is a predicted model, not a curated record. The transcript is spliced from 31 exons.